GCCACCCUUCCUCCAGUGAAUCGUUGACGGAGCAGCCCCUAAAAUUAAUUGGUGAAUUUAAAAAAAAAAAUAUCGGUUAAUUGUAAUUUGGAAAAUGGACCACACCGAAUUCCGUGUGAAAGCAAAAGAGAUGGUGGACUACAUUGCGGACUAUUUGGAGAACAUCAGGGACCGCCGCGUCUACCCGGGGGUCCAGCCUGGCUACCUCCACAAGCUGUUGCCGACCGAAGCUCCAGAAAAACCCGAGAAGUGGGAUGAUAUUUUCAAAGACGUAGACCAACACAUCAUGCCCGGGCUGGUCCAUUGGCAGAGUCCGCACAUGCAUGCGUACUUUCCGGCUCUGACGUCAUAUCCUUCAAUUAUGGGGGACAUGUUAUCGAGCGCUCUUAACGUCCUCUGCUUUACCUGGGCAUCUUCGCCGGCCGGUACUGAAUUGGAGACUAUAGCGAUGAACUGGCUGGGCAAACUCCUGGCAUUGCCGGAGUGCUUCUUAAAUGAGAAGAACGAUAGCCCGGGCGGCGGAGUUAUCCAGACUACGGCAAGUGAAGCGACUCUGGUCAGUCUGCUGGCAGCUCGCACCAGGGCUUUGAUGGAGCUUUCCAAGCUCAAUCCAGAGCUCCAAGCGGCAGAGCUGUUGGGACAUCUCAUCUGCUACUGUUCGGAUCAGGCGCAUUCUUCUGUCGAGAAGGCCGGGUUAAUUGGCUUGGUUCGGAUGAGGUAUAUCGAGUCUGAUGAAGGGCAGAGCAUGCGAGGUGCUAAGCUGGAGGAAGCCAUCGUUGCUGACAAAGAAAAGGGCCUGGUGCCUUUUUGGGUGUGUGCAACAUUAGGCACAACAGGAUCUGUGGCGUUCGACAAUCUCCGUGAGAUAGGUCAGGUCUGCCAGAAACACGGAGCCUGGCUACACGUGGAUGCGGCAUAUGCUGGAAGCGCUUUCGUUUGUCCCGAAUACAGACAUUGGCUGGAUGGAGUAGAACUUGCCGAUUCGUUCGCUUUUAACCCAUCCAAAUGGUUAAUGGUGAACUUUGACUGCACUGCGAUGUGGGUAAAGGACAGUACUGCUCUGCAUCGAACCUUCAAUGUCAAUCCAAUUUACUUGAGACACGAAAAUUCAGGAAAAGCAAUAGAUUACAUGCAUUGGCAGAUCCCAUUGAGUCGUCGUUUCAGAGCUUUAAAGCUCUGGUUUGUGCUGCGAAACUAUGGUGUUGUUGGCAUCCAAAAACAUAUCCGCGAGGGUGUGCGCUUGGCCCAAAAAUUCGCGGCUCUAGUGCUGGCCGAUCCGAGAUUCGAGAUUCCACAACCAAGUAACUUGGGUAUGGUGGCAUUCCGCCUGAAAGGUGACAACGCUUUCACCGAGCGCCUCUUGAAGCGGCUGAAUGCUCGUGGCUACAUCCACGCCGUCCCCGCCUGUUUCAAAGGCAUCUACGUCAUCAGAUUCACCAUCACCUCUCAGAAGACGACUAAUCAGGAUAUAUUGGACGAUUGGAACGAAAUCAAAAUUGUAGCUUCCGAGAUAUUAACUGACGUGUUUGGUUCGGAGAACGGUAACAUUGCUGUGGUCAAGAAGCCAAGAAUCUCAUUAAAAGAAACCCGAGAAUUAAACGCGACUUUCGGGACAAGUCUUCUUCUCGCAAACAGUCCGAUGAGUCCAAAAAUCGUGAACGGAACUCACGCUGCCAUCUGUGAUUACGAACAGGUUCUAACAUCGUGCGCGCAGACUUUUGCGCAACUAAAAAUGGAACCUAAGGACAGUCCUGAGAUGCGUCGACGUAUCCGUGGCAUCAAAAUGUGUGGCAAGAAGUUCUCUCUUGACUCUUGCAUGGAUAUGGUCCAGGGCAUGAUGAUAGAACAGCCUCUGCCGCAGUUCGAGGAAGAAAGAGAAGAUGCUUCCAAUGGUGGGUUUACGUAUUAGACGCAUUGGUAGCUAUAUGUGUUGCUAGUGAAAUGGUUAAGCUUGUUUUAGUAUCAUUACGUGUAUUUGCUAGCUAUUGUGAACUCAUAUUAUCGUUGUCAUUUUAUCACCGUCUAUUAUUUCAUUCAAAACCUUGCUCAAACCGAACUUUUCAUAUUCAUUUAGAUUUAACACGAAGAACAAAAGUAGAGCUUUAUCUCAUGGCUAGUUGUAUCGCGAGGUGUGAACUAAUAAUUUUUCUGUGAUUUUAGGGGCAAACAGUGAAACAAUUGAAGCCAAAAUAUGUUGAGGCUCGAGUCCUGGAGAAAGGUCAUCAUUGUCUUCAUCACCAGUUAUAUCAACAGGAACGAUCAAACAAGAGACCAGCGUUGAUGCCAAUCAACUGCAACUUCCAGCACCAUCGCGGCAGUACAGAUCCAAAUCUGUAGACGUGGCUUUAACUGGCCUGUGCCUUGACGAUGCUAAAAUAACAAUCGACAUGAAGAAUAGCGAAAUAAUAAUAACUCCUACGGGAUCCAAUAAAAUCGUUGAAGAAACUGAACACAAGCCAGUCCAGUUAAGCGAUAUCCAAGACAAAUUGAAUAUUGGAGAUAAAAUAACCCAAGCUUUCGAGAAUUUUCAAGAUGGCCUACAAAUGCUUAGCGAUUAUCGUAAGAAUGAUGAUGGAUCUGAAAAAACUCAGGAUUGUAAUACUAAAUUGACUAUCAGAGGACCCGGAAGCUACAUUAAAAAGUUAAUUCAGCAAUUCAGCGAAGGAUCUUUCGACAGUGAAGAUUCUAAGCCUGAAUCUGAGAGGGCUGUUUCGACUCAGUCAAUCAAGAACAAGGCAGAUGCAAUUUGCAAGAAAUGUCUCCAUUACAAAGGCAAAACUUCCAAGUAAAUUAAAACUUGGUGGUAAUUAAUACGGAUACUUCAAAUUAAUCGCUUCAAAGAUUCUUUCUCGUAUAGCAUAAAAAUUUACUGUCACUGUGAGCAGAAAAAAAUUGCUAGUUUUAGAGGAGAAAACUGCUUAAAUUAGUAUUGAAGGAAUCAUACACAAAGGCGUAAAACAAUAUAUCGUCUAUGUUAUCGAUUAGAUUAGAUUAGAGCCUAAUAGAUCCGCGCUUAUAAUGUAGUUUGCACAAUAAUAGCGCUUAAGUAUUACAUUAGGUAUCAACUGUUUAUCAUAACAAGAUUAUAACAUAAGUUUUGCAUUAGAAUUUAGAAAGGUUCUGAAGAAAAAAAUUAGUAAAAGUUGAUAAUAUCCUUUACGGAACUCAAUAUUCAACGUUACAUAAAGAGUUGGUUUUAGCAUAUUUUUUAGGAUAGAAGCAUAUAUGUAAUAAUAAAACUAUUUAACCAAUAAAAUCUUUGAAAUGUAAUCUAGUUUAUAAUUUAGGGUUUAGUAAAUAAAUAAAAAAAAACUGCUGUGCUGCAUCAAUAAAAAAUUGAGAAAAAUAAUAGAAAUUAAGAUGUAGAUGAACACAUAUCGAUAGAAAUAUUAUCUUCUAUUGAACAUAAUUGUCAAAUACUGUAAUUAUUAUUAAUUGUAGGUUCAAAUAUGUAUUAUUGUAACUGUGAUGGAAUACUUCAGCUAUUUUCGAAAUCAGAGGCUCCGAUGGCCAUUUUUUACUUUGUUUAAUUUAGAAAAACAAUUAUAGAUGCCACAAUUUAUUGUGCUUCUACUUAUAAAAUUCAAAUGUGGUAAUUUUACGAUAAGAUUUAUUUACGGAAUCGGUUAAAAAAUCACCGAACACCCUUAAAAGUUAAAGACUACACGUGAAUUCGUGUUGAAACGAUUUUUUUUUUAAAUUAGCUUUAUGCUUCUAAAAAUGCUUAGCCUGAGGAAUGAAACCUCAUCUUUUUUUCGUACUGAAGUUUAUGACUAAAAUAAUAAAACAUUUAUCAUGUAUUAGUAGAAAUAGAGGAAGGCGUUAAUGUAAACGCGAAUAAAAAAUGUAAGUAGUUAUUGUUAAAGCUUAUGAAAUAUAUGUUACA
Messenger RNA from Bombyx mandarina (wild silkworm), 3886 nucleotides. It is a transcript of the gene Hdc, whose product is annotated as histidine decarboxylase. Gene Ontology annotation, cellular component: cytoplasm. Lineage: Eukaryota; Metazoa; Arthropoda; Insecta; Lepidoptera; Bombycidae. The record is from RefSeq and is a predicted model, not a curated record. Gene Ontology annotation, molecular function: histidine decarboxylase activity; pyridoxal phosphate binding. Gene Ontology annotation, biological process: L-histidine catabolic process; histamine biosynthetic process.